AUGUCCAUUCUACCCUUGGGUUCAUUUACGUGGGCUUCACGGUCACAAUUUGGGUCCAGGAUGUCACAUGGAGACUUGAAUCAUCUCAUCUCUGCAACCAUGAGUGGUGUCACUUGCUGCCUCCGUUUUCCGGGUCAGCUCAACUCCGACCUGCGAAAGCUUGCGGUCAACUUGAUUCCGUUCCCUCGUCUACACUUCUUCAUGGUCGGAUUCGCACCCUUAACAUCUCGUGGUUCCCAGCAAUACAGAGACUUGACCGUUCCCGAGCUCACUCAACAGAUGUGGGAUUCCAAAAACAUGAUGUGUGCAGCUGAUCCGUGCCAUGGCAGAUACUUAACCGCAUCAGCAAUGUUCAGAGGCAAAAUGAGCACGAAAGAAGUCGACGAACAGAUGAUCAACAUUCAGAACAAGAACUCAUCGUACUUUGUGGAAUGGAUCCCCAACAAUGUGAAGUCAACUGUCUGCGACAUCCCACCUACAGGUCUGAAAAUGGCACCCACUUUCAUAGGAAACUCGACUUCGAUCCAGGAGAUGUUCAGGCGAGUGAGCGAGCAGUUCACAGCUAUGUUCAGAAGAAAGGCUUUCUUGCAUUGGUACACUGGUGAAGGAAUGGACGAGAUGGAGUUCACAGAAGCAGAAAGUAACAUGAACGACCUGGUCUCGGAGUAUCAGCAGUAUCAAGACGCGACAACGGAGGAGGAACAAGGGUAUGAUUACGAAGACGAAGAAGAAGAAAAUAUCCAAGAGGAGCAAUAA
Messenger RNA from Arabis nemorensis, 756 nucleotides. Lineage: Eukaryota; Viridiplantae; Streptophyta; Magnoliopsida; Brassicales; Brassicaceae. The record is from the annotation of a GenBank genome assembly.